Messenger RNA from Psylliodes chrysocephalus, 1137 nucleotides. NCBI's taxonomy places the organism in Eukaryota, Metazoa, Arthropoda, Insecta, Coleoptera, Chrysomelidae. The record is from the annotation of a GenBank genome assembly.
AUGGGCAAACAUAAGAAGGUUUCUAUAUUCAAGAACUAUUUAUUAAAUACUUCGUUUCAUGGAUUUAGAUUCAUCGUUGAUGACAAACGACAUUGGUCAGAGAGAAUAUUUUGGACGAUUUGCGUCACUUUGAGCUGGAUAGCGGCCAGUUUACUGAUAUAUUCGGCCUACGAUGAUUUUUUACACAACGCUAUCAGUUUCGUCGUCGAUACGAGCUUUCUAGAAUGGGACACUCAUUUUCCAACCGUUGUAAUUUGCGAAACUGACAAUGAAGACAACAUUGCAACUGUUACUGAUAGGGUGUUCGGUGACCCACAUGAUUACAAUCUGGAUGAGAUAGUGAAAGAAUUGGUAUUUUACAAAGGCCUUUCAUUGUAUACUCUACAAAUUUGCGGUCCAAAUUUGGGCGAUCAAAGAGAUAAAAAUUGUUUUAUAAAGAAUUUGAGCUAUUAUCACGAUGAGGUAAAGAGUUCUUGUAAAGACAUUUUUCACGGUUGUCAAUGGAACGAAGUCAAAUUUGAUUGUUGUACGUAUUUCAAUGAGAUAUAUACAGAAAUGGGAAGAUGCUAUGGUAUAAAUACAAUGCAAUCGAGAAAAAAAGAUGUACCGUUCUAUAAAAUGGUGUCGAAUAAAAAAUCAGGACCUGGAAAAUUGUUGUUGGAAGUCAAAGGGAUUACAAAUUUGUAUACUUUGGGCACGUUGGAAAUACCGUCAUUGUCUAGUUUUGCUGGCGACACCAUAUCACUAUCUCCACACAUUCAUUUUAGAAGGACUUUCGCAAUAAAAGAAAUAGACAAUCAACCUGAAGUAAGGGACGUCAGUAUAGACCAGAGAAAUUGUCGCUUUCCCGAAGAAACGUAUUUAGACGUUUUUCCUUACUACAGCUACAGCGCCUGUUGCGUCCAAUGCCGCAAAGACGCACAAUUUAAAAAAUGUGGAUGCGUUCAUCAUCUUAUGCCGAACACGCCUUUUGAAAAGCAAUGCGAUUUGAAAGGUAUCAAAUGUCUCAACAAAUAUUACAACGAAAUUUCCAUUUUGAAAGCAUCAUGGUCAAACAGAAUCGGCCUGGUAUGUGGAUGUUUGCCUAGCUGCAACGAAAUUGAACUAUCCACAAUAAGAGACGAAAAACGAGGGUAA